AUGGCAGACAAGCUCUUGCGAGACAGGUCAACAGUACACGCGAUGCCUUCUCCGGGCCCUCUGAGCAUUGAUGCACGGGAACAUAACUUAGAACAAUCUAUUCGGACACUGGGCCGCAACAAGAAAUCGCUUUUUGUUGAAAACACCCUUUUAGAACUUCUCGGCUCCCUGGCCUCACCCAUAACGGCAGGCAACUCGAACAAAUUCCCUAUGGCUACGCAAGAUUCAGACGACAGCUUCGUUGAAUCCAUAGAAAUACCGUCCUCCAUUAAGGAUAUCUACACCGCGGCUUGCAGAAAUGAUCAGUCUAUCGCAGAAUCCUUGUCCAUCCCUUCUGAUCGAAUAUCUGCCACGUUGCUGGUACAGGGCCCUGGGAGGGAGGUUAUAGCCAAGAUUGAAGAACAGUCAUUGCGCUCCAAUAUUGAACUGGUGACUGCUGUGAACGACAAAGACCACACUGCUGGUUUCUACCUCUUGGACGGUGUUUCCAGAAAGGUUCUCUAUUCAGCGACCCAGAAAGGUGUGGACACAACACAGCCCAUCGCAUCUGUGAUGUCUGAGAACUGGUUUGUUUACUCCUUCUUCGGCGAUGUUACCGACGAGACUUCUGCCAAGGGUUACCAACUUGUGAUCUCGGAGCUUUACGAGUCAUCUAUCCCCAACGACCGCGGUCCUUUGGAUUACGCUGCAGACUUCUCCAGUCUCAAUGGUGCUAGUGAUGCCAGCCCCCCGCUUCCUCACGUUAUCUCCCAAGCCUUCAUCAUCCCUGAGCCUAUCUCCCACAUGGCUGUCACCCAGACUCGCCAGGGAAUUACUACCCGCCAGCUCCUUUGCACUCUGCCAGAGUCGAGCUCCAUCGUUGGCAUUCCUCGGCCUGUUUUAGACCCCCGCCGCCCCGUCGACCGAGACCCAACCGCUUCCGAGGCAGAGGAAGGUCUUUUCCGUUAUGCCCCACUGCUCGAGUUUGAUGGCAAGUGGUUCAUCACUCAUGCUCGUGAUGUUUCAGAUAUCAAGACAGUACUCUCCGAGCCCACUCUUCUUGAGAGUACCAACCUCAUCUUUGCAUUCGGUGGCGAUAUUUUCGGUACAAGAGCCACCCCUAGCCAAGCCUUUGAUGUUCUUGGCAAGAGCUUUUCCAAAUUGCAGCUCAUUCUUGCAGUGGUAGCGUUGGCAAUCGGUGUGGCUUUCCUAGCCCCCAUGAAGCAGGUCAACUUGCUGUGGAAAGCGAAUUAG
Messenger RNA from Penicillium bovifimosum, 1233 nucleotides. RefSeq names its product ER membrane protein complex subunit 1. Gene Ontology annotation, biological process: protein folding in endoplasmic reticulum. The transcript has 4 exons. The record is from RefSeq and is a predicted model, not a curated record. NCBI's taxonomy places the organism in Eukaryota, Fungi, Ascomycota, Eurotiomycetes, Eurotiales, Aspergillaceae. The coding region runs from base 1 to 1233 and encodes 410 amino acids. Gene Ontology annotation, cellular component: EMC complex.